Messenger RNA from Neolamprologus brichardi, 1642 nucleotides. Lineage: Eukaryota; Metazoa; Chordata; Actinopteri; Cichliformes; Cichlidae. The record is from RefSeq and is a predicted model, not a curated record.
UUCUCCGUGGAGACGCGCAGACAGGACAGUGCUGCAGCCUUCAGCAGUUCCUGUGGUGACCGUCUCUGUUUUAACCGCCGUCUAACCUGGGUUGGUCUUUCCAGACCUGGAAACAUGGCAGCUUUGACCUUCGACGCCUCCGGAAACAACAACAGUAACUCCAGCUGUUAUGAAGACAUCCAGGACACUUCAGCCCACAUCUUCUUCAUGGUGAUCUACACCCUGGUGUUUCUGGUCGGUUUGUUCCUCAACGGUUUCACCCUGAACGUUUACUUCUUCAGGGGUCAGCGGCACGUGUCCAGCGUCACCAUCUUCCUGAAGAACCUGGCAGCGGCCGACUUCCUCAUCAGCCUCUGCCUCCCUUUGCGAAUUAUGAAGUACGCCAACAUUAAGUCUGAGAUCAUCCGCAAGGUCUACUGCAACUUCGGCGCCUCCGCCUUCUACCUGAACAUGUACCCCGGAGUCCAAAAAUACAACCCUAACCUGAUCCUGGGCAGGGCGGUGCUCACCAGGUGGAUGACUUCAGACCCUGUCAGACUCAGUGAACCCAUACAGCGCUGUAUCCGUGUCACAGAAGUGGCUGCAGACACGGUGGAAAGUGCAGGCUGGGAGAACAUGAGUCCACACUGGAUGAACAUGCUUAGCUUUGGUUUCAGGAGGUACCUGAAGAUCGUCCACCCUUUGGGAAAUCACAUGCUGCAGAAAGUACGAGGUGCUAAGAUAACAUCCAUCCUCACCUGGGUCUUCCUCAUCACUGUGACGAGCUCCUACAUCCUGGUCUCUCUUACAACAGAAAAGCCGGGAAAUGAAACACUAACAAAAGUGAGCUGUGAUGAGAUGCACAGUAAAGAGCUCAACGUGCUUUACAAAAUCAUCCACGUCUUCUCGGCCACCAUCUUUGUAACCGUCCUCGUCUGCCUGGUUUUCUUCUACUACAAAACCUCUCGCAAGCUUUCAGCGGCACAGGAGAAGCAGCCUGCGUCUAUCGGGUCCAAGAAGCUCGCCAGAUCGCGCAGGAACAUGUUGGUGCUGGUCAGCGUCUUCUGCGUCUGCUUCGUCCCCUACCACCUGGUUCGUCUGCCGUACACGCUGGCCCAGACCAAACUCAUCACAGACUGUGAAACCAAGAAGCGGCUGUUUCUGGGGAAGGAGUCCACUCUGCUGCUGAGCGUGCUCCACCUCUGCUUCGACCCGCUCAUCUUCUUCUACCUUAACGCCCCGUUCAGACACACCAUCAGGAAGCUGUUUCCCUGCCUCGGAAACCACGCCAUCAGAGACGCAAAGGAGGAGGCGGCAGAGGAAAUGAUGCAGCCGGCGACCUCUGCACAGCAGGAAGCUGCAUGCUAACCGCACCGUCUCCUCCAGGAUGGUACUUAGCUUAGCACAAUGACUGGAAACGGUUAGCUUAAAAUGCUCUCUUGAAAGACUACAAACAUGGACUAAAGACUUACAGAUGCUCCUCCAUGUGCAACAGGAUUCAACUUGACUUAUUAAACUUAUAGAUUAUUACUCACUGUUCAGUUUUUAUCAGUGUGACUGGUGUUAAUAAAACGAGGACUAACAGGUGAAAUGAUUAAACUCUGUGAUGCUGUUACAUGGACUGUAACUUUAUAUUAUUAUUAAUUCAUAAAGAUGAAGCAAA